GGAAGAUUACAUACCGCUCCUAGUAUUAAUACAAACAGAAGUAUGACUAAACUUAAUAUAGCUGGAGGCUCCGUAGGAGGACUCCACAAAAGUAUGACAGGUCUAAGUUCUUCUCAACACAUUAACGCUACUCCUGUACCUCCGCUGGCGAAUAGUGUUACUGUGACCGGAGUAAAUAAAUGGACUGGGCCAAAUGUUCGGGUAUCUAGAGGAGGUGUAACAGUCACUACUAUUUCACCACCUAGAAUGCAGAGACCUUUAAGUCAAGGUCCUUUGGCGUUUAUUGGAACCCAUCCCACUCAGCAAUUCCUAAAAGAACUCCUUCUAGAUCUUCAAAGAACGGAUGAUUAUCCCGUAGCGCAAGAGGUAAACGGUAUACUCGGUGAAGCCCACUGUGGCCAAAAAGAAGAAUUAAUUAUCGAUAAUUACAUCAUUCCCGAUUGUGAUAAACACCCCCAACAAAAUAGCGUCUAUGAAGUGACAUUCGAAAUGCACAAGGCUUUAGCGGAAUAUUAG
Diorhabda carinulata is the source of this 516-nucleotide messenger RNA. RefSeq lists its product as uncharacterized. The record is from RefSeq and is a predicted model, not a curated record. The transcript is spliced from 3 exons. NCBI's taxonomy places the organism in Eukaryota, Metazoa, Arthropoda, Insecta, Coleoptera, Chrysomelidae. Bases 43 to 516 code for a protein of 157 amino acids.